AGGAGGCCCAGAUGAGCCGGGCCAUCACCAUCAUGAAGCCUAUCCUGCGCUACCUGCAGCUGCUCUGUGAGAACCACAACAGGGACCUGCAGAACUUCCUGCGGAACCAGAACAACAAGACCAACUACAACCUGGUGUGUGAGACGCUGCAGUUCCUGGACAUCAUGUGUGGCAGCACCACUGGAGGCCUGGGCCUGCUGGGCCUCUACAUCAACGAGGGCAACGUGGACUUGGUCCGGCAGACCCUGGAGACCAUCACAGAGUACUGCCAAGGACCCUGCCACGAGAACCAGGUAGGGGACCAAAAACUGUGCCAGUGUAGAGGAUAUUUGGAAUCACACACUUGUGAUGUGGUGUGCCUGCCUGAAACUUGUAAACCCAAAUUAUAUAAUGUACCACAAGGAUUUUGA
This is a messenger RNA of Oncorhynchus tshawytscha (Chinook salmon), 410 nucleotides long. RefSeq names its product inositol 1,4,5-trisphosphate receptor type 2-like. Bases 12 to 410 code for a protein of 132 amino acids. Lineage: Eukaryota; Metazoa; Chordata; Actinopteri; Salmoniformes; Salmonidae. Gene Ontology annotation, molecular function: phosphatidylinositol binding; inositol 1,4,5 trisphosphate binding; inositol 1,4,5-trisphosphate-gated calcium channel activity. Gene Ontology annotation, biological process: calcium ion transport. The transcript has 2 exons. Gene Ontology annotation, cellular component: endoplasmic reticulum membrane; secretory granule membrane; sarcoplasmic reticulum. The record is from RefSeq and is a predicted model, not a curated record.